AUGCUGCUGCUGCUGCUGGCCCUGCUCUGGGGGAGGGCGGGAGUGGAGGGACAGAAACGGUACUGGGACAGUUACACACUGGAAGUGCAGAGGGUGGUGACGGUGCAGGAGGGCCUGUGUGUCCAUGUGCCUUGCUCCUUCUCCUACCGCUGGUAUGGCUGGAAGGACUCUGACCCAGUUCAUGGCUACUGGUUCCGAGAAGGCGCUGAUGUGGAGAGAGACGCCCCUGUGGCCACAAACGACCCAGCUAGGAAAGUGCAGGAGGAGACCUGGGGCCGAUUCCACCUCCUCGGAUUACCCUCAGCCAAGACCUGCUCCCUGAGCAUCACAGACGCCAGAAGGACGGACAGCGGACCAUACUUCUUCUGGGUAGAGAGAGGAACUGCGAAAUGGAUCUGCACAUGUCCCCACCUCUUUCUACAUGUGACAGCCCUGACCCACAUGCCUGACAUCUUCCUCCCGGGGACCCUGGAGUCUGGCCGCCCCAGGAACCUGACCUGCUCUGUGCCCUGGGCCUGUGAGCAGGGGACGCCCCCCGGGAUCUCCUGGGUGGGGGCAUCUGUGUCCCCCCGGGGCCCCACUAUCGGCCACUCCUCGAUGCUCACUUUCAUCCCAAAGCCCCAGGACCACGGCACCAGCCUGACCUGCCAGGUGAUCUUGCCUGGGGUCCCUGUGACCACGACGAGGACCAUCCACCUCAACGUAUCAUACUCUCCUCAGAACUUGACCGUGACUGUCCUCCGAGGAGACGGCUCAGCACCCACUGCCCUUGAGAACGGCUCAUCUGUGUCAGUCCUGGAGGGCCAGUCCCUGCGCCUGGUCUGUGCUGUCAACAGCAACCCCCCUGCCAGGGUGAGCUGGACCCGGGGGAGCCUGACCCUGUACCCCUCACACCCCUCAAGCCCUCUUUUGCUGGAUCUGCCUCAAGUGCACCUCAGGGAUGAAGGAGAACUCACCUGCCGAGCUCAGAACCCUCUGGGCUCCCAGCACGUCUCCCUGAGCCUCUCCCUGCAGAGUGAGUACACAGACAAAGUGCGGCCUGUCUCAGGGGUGACGCUGGGGGCUGUCUGGGGAGCUGGAGCCACAGCCCUGGUCUUCCUGUCCUUCUGCGUCAUCUUCAUCCUAGUGAGGGCCUGCAGGAGGAAGGCGGCAAGAACAGCAGUGGGAGUGGGAGACACAGGCAUGGAGGAGGCAGAUGCUGUCAGCAUCCCAGGCUCUCGGGUGUCCCCAAUUGAACCCCAGGCAGAUGACAGCCCCCCAGAUCAGACUCCCCGAGCUGUGGCUGCCCCCUUCUCAGGGCAGGAACAAGAGCUGCAGUAUGCAUCCCUCAGCUUCCAGAAGAGGAAGCCUCAGAACCCUCCGGGACAGGAGGCCACAUGCAGCGAGUACUCCGAGAUCAAGAUCCACAAAUGA
This is a messenger RNA of Lemur catta (Ring-tailed lemur), 1413 nucleotides long. Its product is annotated as sialic acid-binding Ig-like lectin 8. The record is from RefSeq and is a predicted model, not a curated record. Gene Ontology annotation, cellular component: plasma membrane. Gene Ontology annotation, molecular function: sialic acid binding. Gene Ontology annotation, biological process: cell adhesion. Bases 1 to 1413 code for a protein of 470 amino acids. The transcript has 7 exons. NCBI's taxonomy places the organism in Eukaryota, Metazoa, Chordata, Mammalia, Primates, Lemuridae.